GAGUCAGCCAUACUCGAGAGUUAUUUUUACUAUCUGACUAGCUGCCCAUGCUUGAUAGUUAGUGUGAGGAUUAUUAUUUGCGCAGGGAAAGUUCCGUCACUCAUUAAUCAUCCGAGACCACGUGCACAUAACACUAUACCGUUUUGGUAUUAGUGUACGAAGCGAUUUCAGGCCCCGCCAAGACUCAACCAAAACAAACAAAUCAAUCAAUCAAUCAAUCAUCGUCAAUGAUAAUCACGAUGCCCUCAGGUUCACCACAUUGAGUGUCUAGAAAACUGGUCCGCUGGAGAAUAAGAAGAAAUAGUAUUAUUGCGAGCUCGAAUUUUUCGAUGGCCGCGCACCUACCCCAAAGAAGGCCAGAUAUCGUCCUUUGAAGGAUCAUGAAUCUUAGAUAUGCUAUUUUCCCGACUACUCAGCUCUACCCCUCGACAUCUUCUCAACAUCGGCCUGGCAUUUUUCCUUCUUCUGCUGAUUCUAUUAUUUGUCAAUUCUUUUCACAGCAAAGACCUCCGAGAAAGCUUGAUCCAGCCGCUGCAUUUGGUUUCAAAUCUCCCUAGCCAGAAACCAACCCAACUCCAGUCUCAACCAACACCUGAUCGUCGUUGCAAUGCGAUCCCUAGUUCUCCAGAUGUCGCAGUCAUCAUCAAGACAGGCGCGAACUUGAUCUACGAGAAACUCCCUAUUCAACUCCUUACGGGUUUACAAUGUGCCAAUGACCCCCUCAUUUUCUCCGACCUCGCCCAGACGCUCGGCCCGUACCGCGUGUAUGAUGUCCUUGAAGAUGUAUCCGAAGAUAUAAAACAAAGCUCUGAUUUUGACUACUAUCGUCAACUGCAAGAAUUCCAGAGAUUCGGCCAAGACUUACGGUUGCUACACGACAGAGCGCCAGCAUGGAAAUUGGAUCGGUACAAGUUUAUACACAUGCUGAAGAAGAGCUGGAAUCUGCGGCCUGGCCAUGAUUGGUAUAUAUUUCUUGAAGGCGAUACUUAUAUUCUGUGGGCCAAUGCGAUGCUGUGGUUGCAGCAAUUCGAUCCACAAACGCCGUACUAUUUCGGGCAGCAGUCCUAUUAUAAAAACGAACCCUUUGCUCACGGAGGAAGCGGGAUCAUAAUAUCCCGAGGAGCUAUGGAAAAGGUUCUUGGUGAUGACCCAGAAUUUUCACCACGAUAUGACAAAUUAGCUAAAGAAGAGGUAUACGGGGAUUAUGUCCUCAUGAAGGCCCUUCAGGAAAAAGGAGUGACAUUAUCUCCAUACAAGCCCAUACUCCAAGGAGAACGGUUAAGCACACUACGUUUUGGCCCUGGCCGUCACAAGGAUGAAAGAUACUGGUGCCAGCCACUAGUUUCUCUGCAUCAUGUAACUCCUUCUGAUGUGGAAGCUCUCUGGCAGCUUGAGCAACAGCAGCAAGAUCUGACACGACCAAUCCUCUUUUCUGACGUCUACAACCAUUUUAUGGCUCCCCAGCUACCCCAUGACAGUGAAGACCGCGAAGACUGGUACAACUUUUCUGAAGAUGCGGUUUUCAAACCGCCUGGUGAAAAACCCGGGCGUCCAAUACCGGAAUCUGAGAUGACUCCUGUCCAGGAGCAGGCUUACCAAUCUUAUGAACAAUGCGCGGCUGGGUGUGCUGAAUACCACCGGUGUAUGCAGUAUUCAUACGAGUUCUUGACGCAGCAAUGCUCUUACUCCUUCUCGUACCGCCUUGGUGAAAGACGCCCACCUACUUCUGAUGGAACGCGGUACAAGUCCGGAUGGUUGAUGACAAAGAUUAACAGAGAUAUCCAAGAAAACAAAUGCAGUUCAUUGGAGUGGAAGGGAUUCCAUAGCGAUAUGUGAUACGAUGAAACGUGAUACAUUUUUACAUUUAAUAGCAGAGACUGUGAUCGCAGAGCUCCAAAGAAUUCAUUUCCAACUUCCAAUACGAAGUGAAGAUCUCUGAUCACCAAUUGUACAAACAAUAAUCACUUCUUUAUAGCAAGUGACGAAAGUGAUACUUCAGUUACAACAAAGGGG
Messenger RNA from Talaromyces proteolyticus, 2013 nucleotides. RefSeq lists its product as uncharacterized. Bases 394 to 1836 code for a protein of 480 amino acids. NCBI's taxonomy places the organism in Eukaryota, Fungi, Ascomycota, Eurotiomycetes, Eurotiales, Trichocomaceae. The transcript has a single exon. The record is from RefSeq and is a predicted model, not a curated record.